Polychytrium aggregatum is the source of this 2623-nucleotide messenger RNA. Its product is annotated as glycoside hydrolase. The coding region runs from base 67 to 2520 and encodes 817 amino acids. The record is from RefSeq and is a predicted model, not a curated record. Gene Ontology annotation, cellular component: endoplasmic reticulum membrane. Gene Ontology annotation, molecular function: Glc3Man9GlcNAc2 oligosaccharide glucosidase activity. Lineage: Eukaryota; Fungi; Chytridiomycota; Chytridiomycetes; Polychytriales. The transcript has 18 exons. Gene Ontology annotation, biological process: oligosaccharide metabolic process; protein N-linked glycosylation.
GGCCUGCUGGCUUCGUUGAUCGCCCCCCUUGCCCCGAUCGCCUCUGGCCCUGCUUGCCCAAGAGACAUGCACAGGCUCCUCUUGCUUAUCGGGCUCACAAUCUGCUGCUCGGUCGGCAUCGCCGCCGCCUCGCUCAGCGCCCACAAUGCUUCCCUGUUCUGGGGCACUUACCGGCCCGGGCUCUAUUUCGGAACUCGCACCCGCUCGGCCGACACUCUGCUGACAGGGCUGAUGUGGCAUGGCGUCUCGGAUCUGGAGAGCUGGAAGAAUAUCCGCCACAACUGCGAUCAAGGCGACGACAUGAAGCGCUACGGCUGGCUCAAGCACGACGGACGAUCAUUUGGUACCCAGGAGGUUCACGACACCCGCAACAAUGUCCUCAUCAAGACCGAGUUUCUCAAGGCAUCGGGUGGAGAGCACGGCGGUGAGUGGGCCGUCCGCAUCUCCGGAAGCAGCCUGACUGACCAAGAUGCCCACAUCGCCGUGUACUACUACGCCAGCCUCGAAGGCAACGGUCGUCUCCAAUUCGCCGACAGUGAAAGUGACGACCAGACCUUCAUCCGCGGCGAGACCAAGGAGCUGGGCCAGUUUGCCCUUGUCGUUGUCGACGAUGAGCGCAACGAACCCCCGCCCAGCGCCUUCCCUCGGAACGCAAACCUCCCCGAUUUGCGACAGAUGUUCACCUACUCUGCUCAGAUUCCGCACGAGCAGGUGUGGCGAGCCAAAGAUAUCGUCCAAAGCAACAUCGUGAAGACAGCCCAGGAUAUCUACCAGGCCAACCAGAACAGCUUCACCCCCGAAAACCUGUUCCUGCUCUCUGGCGAAAGAAGUCUCGACCCCAACUUUGCCGUGAUCGAGCGUGUUCUCAAGACGCCCUUCACGCUUGAUGUCGUGUUCCUCUCCCAGUCGGCCCAUCCUCACUCCAAGCUCUCGGUGGAUCUGGUCCGUGACCUGUCCGGCAAGGCUUUGACGACUGCCCUGGGCCAGGCUUCUGCCCGCUUCGACGAGCGAUUCGAGCACGUCUUUGCCCUCAAAGACAAGGGUUUCGCUCCGGACCAGAUCGACUUUGCCAAGCACCUCCUUAGCAACAUGGUCGGCGGCAUGGGAUACUUCCAUGGUACUGCGAUUGUCGACCGCGCUCUUGAAGGACGAGAGGACGAGGAGAUCAACGACUUUGUUGAGGACACAGCCGACGAUGAUGAUGACGACUACUUUGGUGGCGAAAAGAUUGAGCCCAUCAAGCCGAACCCGCAGCUCGAGGGUCCCUUCUCGCUCUUUACCGCUGUGCCCUCUCGACCGUUCUUCCCGCGAGGCUUCCUGUGGGACGAGGGAUUCCAUGAGCUCUUGAUCGGCACCUGGGACAGUGAUUUGAGCUUGGACGUUAUUCAGCACUGGGCCGAUCUGAUCGACGACAAGGGCUGGGUCGCGCGCGAGCAGAUCCUUGGCGACGAGGCUCGCAGUCGGGUCCCUAAAGAGUUCCAGACCCAGUAUCCGCAUUUCGCCAAUCCCCCUACCCUUGCCUUCAGCUUGAAGAAACACGUCGAGCGACUCCAGCAUCUCAGUAGCGGCCGCGCUGGCCUGGAUGUGCAAGCUAUUUUGGAUGCCGGUGAUGAUAGCGUCCAUGGCUGGUACCGGCAGACCCACAGCAAGCUCCUGGACCAAGAUGGCAUGGUCGACUAUCUCGUGGCGGUUUACCCCAAAUUCAAGCAGCAGUACGAAUGGUUCCGUCGCACCCAGUGGGGCGAGGGCAAUUCCUUUGGACGCAGCAACCGCGGCGGCGAAGCCUACCGGUGGAGAGGGCGAACCGACCAGCACACGCUGACGUCGGGCCUCGAUGACUAUCCCCGCGCAUCGCCGCCUCACUCUGGCGAGCUCCACGUUGAUCUGAUCUCGUGGGUCGGGUGCAUGGCUCAGACCUUGCAGGCCGUCGCCGAGCGGCUGGACGAGUACGAGGAUGCCGACCGUUUCCGCAAAGACGUCGAGAACAUCCAGCUGAGCAUCCAAGAGUUGCACUGGAACCCCGAAUCUCAGUCCUACUGCGAUCUCUCCGUCAACGAGCAAGGCCACUCGGUUCACUUGGUCCACAAGGGCUAUCUCAGUCUGAUGCCCGCGAUCCUGGGACUCGUUCCUGGCGACUCGGACACCGUCGGAGCCGUCUUGGACCUGAUCGAGGACCCCAACGAACUCUGGACGCCGUUUGGAAUCGCGUCUCUGUCCAAGAGCGAUCCCUUCUUUGGAACCAGCGAGAACUACUGGCGCGGCCCGAUCUGGAUCAACAUCAACUACUUGACCUUGGGCUGGCUGCAUUCCCUCAAAGAGUCGUCUGGUCCCUACAAGGCUCGGGCCGAGACCAUCUACCACCACCUCCGCAAGAACGUCGUCGUGAACGUUUACAAGAAAUACGAGGAGCAGGGCUUCGUGUGGGAGCAGUACUCUCCCCUCGACGGCCAGGGCAAGCGCUCCCAUCCAUUCACGGGUUGGACCGCCCUGGUGGCCCUCAUCAUGGCCGAGAUCUACUAGAGUCGUGCGCGGGAUUCAGGCUCCUGGGCCUGCUGACAGCGAAUGCGGGAUCGCACUUGGACCCGGAGACACGCGGAAUACAGCGCUCACACGAUGAAACGAA